AUGUCAGCACAAGACUACUACGGCGGCACCCGCCAAAACACACACACCCCCGGCGGUUCCUCCUCCCGCCACAGCCAACACCUAUCCGCAGGCCCCCUCAUAGACCAAGCAGGCUACCGCCCCCGCUCCGCAACCUCCGACCGUCCCCGCUCCUCCUUCUCCUCCCUCGGCCUCCCGGGCUCUUCUUCCUCCUCAUCUCACCACCGCUCCCGAUCCUCCGGUCCACCAGGCUACGACGCCCAACUCGGUACAGGCCAAGAAGGCGAACGCGGCAUCAUCUCCACCAUCGGCGGCGGCGCGGCAGGAGGGUACGCAGGCAAGAAGUUUCUGGGGGGCAAACUCGGCGCCGUGGCGGGGGCGUUGGGCGGUGCGGUUGUCGCGAACAAGUUGGAGCAUCGGUUGAGUGGGAGUCACCACGGGCACUCCAGCAGCAGUAGCCACGGACACGGUCACCAUGGACAUCACGGGCAUCAUCACCCGCCGCCGCCUCCUCCUCCCCACUAUGGAGGCCACCACCACCACGGGGGGCCUCCCCCGCCCCCGUACGGAGGUCACCACUACGGCCCGCCGCAUCAUGGUCCCCCGCACCACGGCGGUAGCCAUCAUUCCUCCGGUGGCUUCGGCGGGCUGGUCGGUUCGUUGAUGCAUCGUGAAAAGUCCCACGGAGGACACCACGGCGGUCCUCCUCACCACGGGGGCGGUCACCACGAUCACCACGGACAUCAUGGCCACCAUGGAGGCUGGUAA
This is a messenger RNA of Colletotrichum phormii, 747 nucleotides long. RefSeq lists its product as uncharacterized. The coding region runs from base 1 to 747 and encodes 248 amino acids. The transcript has a single exon. The record is from RefSeq and is a predicted model, not a curated record. Gene Ontology annotation, cellular component: outer membrane. NCBI's taxonomy places the organism in Eukaryota, Fungi, Ascomycota, Sordariomycetes, Glomerellales, Glomerellaceae.